Molecule: messenger RNA, 2146 nt
Organism: Mercenaria mercenaria
Lineage: Eukaryota; Metazoa; Mollusca; Bivalvia; Venerida; Veneridae
Product: protein-tyrosine sulfotransferase 1-like
Exons: 2
Coding region: 568-1656 (362 amino acids)
Biological process (GO): peptidyl-tyrosine sulfation
Cellular component (GO): Golgi apparatus
Molecular function (GO): protein-tyrosine sulfotransferase activity
Source: RefSeq, a predicted model, not a curated record
UCUUUAAAUAAUAGCUAUAUGGAACUUGCACACAAAACUUUAACCAGGAUUUCCUAAGUUUAAAAGGGGGCAUAAUUUGCCCAAAAUACAUGUCAGAGUUAUGGGACUUGACCCAGUGAGGUUGGUAAUUGACCUAGAAAAAGAAAAAAUAAGUUUCAAAGUUAUAUGCCUUUAAAUGAUAGCUGUGUGUACUUGCAUGCAAAACUUUAACCAAGUGUGACUCCAAUACCGAUGCCAGGGAGAGUAGAAUAGCUUAGACUAUUCUUUGAAUAGUCGAGCUAAAAAUAUUAAAAUGUUUCUAAGGUUCAAAUAUCACAAUAGUUGAAAUGUUUCCAAGUUUAAAUAUCAAAAAGAUAAAAUGAUUCCAAGGUUUAAAUAAAAAAAAGUUAAAAUGUUUUCAGGGUUAAAAUUUGAGACAAAAUACAAGGUAAUAGUUACUUACAAUAGCCAAUUCAUCAUACUGUGUAUUUUUUUCAGUGUUGUUGAUGAUACAUGAAGGAGCUCUGACCUGAUUUGAAGAGGCCCAUUUCUUAUGUACAAGCAAUUUCACAUUCAAAGUCCUUAAACAUGGAACAAACUAUGCCAAGGGUGUUUAGAAAUCCAGUUACAUAUCUUGGUUUAAUAUUUUUUCUGUGUUCUAUUUUGAUGUAUAGACAUAUGCAAUGCGAGCAGAAUCAAAACCGGAUAAUAUAUGAUAGAAAUAAUCUGGCGAUAUCUUAUCAUCGUGACAUGCCGUUGAUUUUUAUUGGCGGCAUGCCAAGAAGUGGGACAACUCUAAUGCGAGCAAUGCUAGAUGCUCAUCCGGAUGUUCGAUGUGGGGAAGAAACACAUGUUAUACCAUUACUUCUUGGAAUGCGGAAGAACUGGAAAGAACCGGAAAGGAGGAAACUAUUUCUGGAAGCGGGAAUAGAUGAUAAUGUCAUUCAAUCAGCUCUGUCUGCUUUUAUUUUAGAAAUCAUAGCUUUACACGGAGAGGGGGCAAAAUACUUAUGUAAUAAAGAUCCAUUGACACAUUUGCAUAGUGUUUAUUUAAAGAAAGUCUUUCCCAAUGCUAAAUUUAUCUACAUGAUUCGAGAUGGUCGUGCGACUGUACAUUCAUUGAUUAGUCGCAAAGUGUCUGUUUCAGGAUUUGAUUUAAGGGACUACAGACAGUGUUUGUCUAAAUGGAGUCUACAUUCCGAGGUGAUGUACACACAGUGUCUGCAGGUUGGACAGGAUAGUUGUCUUCCAGUUUAUUAUGAGCAGUUGAUUUUGCAUCCUGAGAUUUGGCUGAAGCGUAUCAUUAAAUUCCUAGGUAUUCCUUGGAAUGAGUCCGUACUCCAUCAUGAAGAUUUUGUGGAAAAGCCAGGAGGAAUUGCUGUUUCAAAGAGGGAGGCAUCGACAGACCAGAUUAUCAAGCCAGUAAAUCUGGAAGCAUUGAACAAAUGGGUUGGACAUAUACCGGAAGAUGUUGUCACAGAUAUGGCCAAAAUUGCUCCGAUGCUGAGCACCUUUGGGUAUAAUCCUAAUUCGAAUCCUCCCAACUACGGCAAAGCUGAUCCAAGAGUUACAAACAAUACCUUACAUAUACAACAGAAUGCUGAGUUCUGGAUGAAGCGAGAGAACGAGGUGAUGCAACGUGAUAAACCAGCUAAAUGGCUGCAGGAAGAUUUGUAGAUAUCUUCAAACCUUCUGCCUGCUAAAUUUCUAAAAUGUACUCAGGUCCUUCAUUCAGUUUUGGCAGUACCAUUUAUUAUUUGAAGGGGUGUUCAAUGAAAAUUUACUGACUGAAUAGUGAACAGUGCAGACGUUGAUCAGCAUCCAUGCAGGCCGAUCUUGGUCUGCACUGGUCGCAAAGGCAGAAUCACUUGCCAUCAGCAGGCUAAAGGUUAAUUACGAUCGUCCUGUUUGGGAUGUUGCAACUUGAAGGAAUAUUUUGACAUCUAAAAUUGACCCUCUUUAUUACAUAUUAUUUUAGUAAUAUUCUUGCUUUUUUGCUUAUUAAAAAAUAAUGUAGCUGAAAUAUCCAUUCAUUUGCCCUCUUUUUGUUUUAGCUUUUUUUUACUGCUUUUUAACAAAGUGUGCAAAUAUAGAUGUUUAGUACAUUAAAUUUUGGAUCAAUGUGUUGCUAUUUUUUUCCACUGAGGCACUUUUAAAUAUGACCAAU